Messenger RNA from Manduca sexta (tobacco hornworm), 6591 nucleotides. RefSeq lists its product as uncharacterized. The record is from RefSeq and is a predicted model, not a curated record. Gene Ontology annotation, molecular function: nucleic acid binding. NCBI's taxonomy places the organism in Eukaryota, Metazoa, Arthropoda, Insecta, Lepidoptera, Sphingidae. The coding region runs from base 250 to 4239 and encodes 1329 amino acids. The transcript is spliced from 12 exons.
UAACACUGAUUCCCCGGUACCCCCGGUACUUGCCCGGUACUCGGUGAUCGGUCGUUUACAGGGGCUCUGAUAGGGGCUUUUUGCAGUGCCUAAACAAAAAAAUUAUCAAUAUUAUGAUAAAAGGCUUUUUUUAAAGUUAUUUAAUGGUCGUUUGAUCAUGUGUAUCGACAUUCCUUCUGCUAACCGCGUGUAAUACAGAUGUAAUUCGUUUAAUCAAGUGCAUUUUAUUUAGAGAAUAGAUUUGAAAUCAUGGAAAAAGAACCAGAUUUGCCUAUUUCUUCGGCUUCUAAUAUCAAGGAAAUGACGAAAAUAAACGAUAUCGAGGCUUCCGCUGCAAAUAGUGAUAUUAUACGAGAAGCAGAUGGAAGUAUAACAAAUUUCGAUGGCAUCGUUAAACGUAUGAAUGAAGACGUUUUGGUGGAUUAUCUUCAUGAUAUCCUGUCCUUUCUGUUGAACGACAGAUCACAAUUGCGUAUCAAAGCCUCAGGAUGUUCGGAAUUGUUUCUGGCGAAUCUGUUAAGAAGUUUAGACAAUUUAAAUUGUAAACAUUUCAAUAAGCGAUGCGCUAAUAUGACGAAACAGGUCGUCAAAGUAUUGGAUAAUAAUGCAGAUGUUUACAAGUGCAUCACUUCAUCCGAAAUCGUUGGAGGAAAGAAAUUUGUGGUUUAUAAAAAGGAACCCAUAUCCAAAUAUCAGAUGUCUGGUGAGGAAGACUCUUGCUGCUCAUCAUCUAAUCUGCAGUCUAUAACUGAAAACCUGCAAAGCGACUGUCCUAACCACCAAAACCACAAAGUGCCGCAAGACUUCAAAAUGCGCUGGUUGAAGACCACAUUGAGGUUCAUCAAAGAUGAAUCUAAACAUGUCUACAAAUACCCUGAAAUGUCACCAAUGGAAGCCACAUUUGUGUAUUCAAUAAUCACAAGGUGCAAGGAACAGACAGAUAUUUCACCAAACUCAUACUUUCUGCCACUCAAAGAGGCUAUGCAGAUAUUUGGCACAAAAUAUUUCUUCGAGUUGAACUACAUUCAUACCGAUCGUAAUGGGAAAAUGUUUUUAAUGCUGGAGAAGGUCCCAAAGAAUAUAAAGAGUAUCAUCGAAGGUGACAAAAGGUGCAGUCACCGUUUCAGAAACCUAAAAUUUAUCAAGCAGCCCAAGACCCGCACCUCAGAUGAAAAUCGAGCGACACGUGUGGUUUCGCGUUUGAAAAAUCAAGAGCGAUAUAAACCGGAGUCCAAUCGGCUGUGCGAACCCACAGCUGCAGAUUUUGAACGUCGGUUAAAAGAAAACCCAGGCGUUCACCCGAACCUGCACGUGUAUUAUACUCCCAAUCUGGACAUAUUUAACCAACUCGCGAGCAAGAACAGCCGCCAAAACUCUGCAGUGGGAAGAAGCGCCAUAGACAAUGUAGAUGGCGCGGGCAGUUCGCGCGGCGGACGCAGGGACAGAAGCUGCUCUGAGGCUAGGACGGACAAACUACUCAAAGACAUGUCAGUGCCGAUUAAGAGCGAUAAAGCCAUCAAAAUGAUGUACGGUAUGGGAUGGGACGGUGGUGCGUUGGGUGUGAGAGGCAACGGUAUCACCGAGCCGAUCAUACCUUCCCUUGAAUUAAUGUCUGGAGCAGGCCUCGGCCACACGUCUUCACCCAAAAAAGAACCAAGAGUUAACCAUCAGCAUCAAUCUGGAGCCGGUUUCGUCCACAUGCCUCCACCUAAAAAAGUGACAAAAGGUAAUAACUAUCCACACCAAUCUGGAGUAGCACGAUCCCAGACGCCUUCAGAAAAAAAAGAGCCAUUACGUAAUGUUCAGCAGCAAUCUGGAGCAAACUUAGGCCAGUCGCCUUUACGAGUAAUAGAGGCGUCAAAGAAGGUGGAAGUAGUUAAAGCACAACAUCAAAACGAUCGGCGACACAAUCGCCUAGAAAUGUUGCAGUACCUCCUCGACACGGUCACUUCAGAUGAUAACGCCAGAGAGCUUAAAUAUGACAGACGUAUUACGAAGAAAGAGAAAGGAUAUUUUAAACACCUGCUCCGCUGCGCCAACGAAAGAAACAGUAUCGGUGUCUCGGACCCGAACGAGCUGAGACUGUGGACCAGCAUCCUCAAGGGAAUGACGGAUAACCCCGAUUUGCACCUCAAAACAUCUAUAUCUGAUGAUUGCAAGCGGCUUCUGCUCGAGAAGGAUGAUACUCCUUACUUCUCAAAACAUAAAAAGAGGAAAUUACAGAGGAAGGCCUCUAUUACAAAUAUUCCACCACUGACAGAGGGCAACAAAAAAUAUAUAAGCAAUGACUUUCUACGUCAUCUAACUGAGAAUUAUGUAGCCGUUUACGUUGGCCGACAUAUUUCUACCAAAGCAGAAACUGGUGUCACAUUCAGAGUGGUGAUUCUUAUUCAUUUAUUAGAUACUGUUAAUAGCGAUCGUAUAGAGACACUGAUAGAAUUCGAAAAAAUCCUCAACGACAAAGAAAAAGAUUAUGUGGAGAACACUGUUAUGUCUGUAGGUACUAGAAAGAAACGCGGUGGUUCUAUGCUUGAAGAAGACCUGCUGCAGGAGAUAAGGUAUAACCUUGAAGGUUAUGUACUACGCAAGCACUUUAUCGAUGACAGGACAUUUGUAGUGCGCAAAAUUGAUAGAAAAAAUCUAGAGAAAACUUCGCUUGAUGUUUCAUACGCCACGUGUAGCACCGAUGAUAAUGAUAAAAAUUACCUUACCUCUCGCUGCUCAGACGACAGUGACGCAGGUCACGACGACAUCUUUGACAAUGACGACAAUGCCGAACCCAUUGACAACAAUGACCGGAGUGUAACAAACAAAGGUCCUGAAUUACAACAAACAAAAACUCAAGAAAACUCUUCUGCAGCUUUAAAUAUUGAAACAAAACUAUUACACGGAGCAGUGUCUGGGGGUGAAAAUAAAGAACAAAUUGAAUUGAUUGUAUUGGAUGAAGAUGAUGAUCCUGAAGACACAAACUCACAAGUGUAUGAAAUAAUGGAUGUCCAAGGUUAUGGUGUGGAAACAACAUGUCAUAGUUUUACACAUUUGGUUGUUGAAGAUGCGUUAAAAGAAACGAAAUGCGAUGUAUCAAAUACAGACAAUCAAGAUUUUGAAAAAGAUGCAGAAAUUCUUGAUCUAGCAACAGGUACGCUUGAAGAUACAGUAUCUCAUUUGCAAACAGAUAUGCCGUGUGUAGCAAAACACACAAAUUUUUAUUCUAAAACAAGUAUGGCACAUAUUGAAACUACUGGCACAGAAAUAAAAUCCGAUGUAGGAAGUUGUGAACAAAUCACCGCGACUCACUUGGAACCUAAUAUGCAUGGUAAAGGAGAUAACACCGGUAUAGUCGUGGAAGCAGUUAAACAGAAUAUAGAAAAAAUUGCGUUAAUGGAUGCUUGGAAAAGAGAUGGUAAUGGAAAAAGUUCAGUAUUUGAUGUACUAAAAUCAUAUGUAGAGCAUUUUAACAAAAAUCCAGAAAUGCGUAUACUACAAAAUAUUGAGCGUACAGAAAAAAAUACGGAAUCCAAUGUAUUAAAUAGAGAUUUAAAAGAAUUGAGAAAUGAAUCUGAGCAUAAUGUAACUAUACUUGCAGGUGAAAAAGAUGGCAAAUGUAUUGGGAAAGAAGAAACAAAUGUUGAGCUAUCAGAUGACAAAUGUAAGGAAGAUAUGGAGACAGACAUUCCAGAAACAUCAGAUGCUUUGAAGAUUUGUGCUCUUGAAGAUAGCAAAGUAAAUGAAGCUAAAUAUGUGAAACGCGUAUACUUAAUGCCAAGCGAAUACCCAAUCGUAGAAGUUGACACUGAGUUUGCCAAAAGCGUACAAUUUAUUAUAUCAAAAGAAAUAGAUGUGAGCACAGAGUUGCCACUAUUAAAGUGUCAUGGAGUCCAAAAUGGUGUCCUGAUCUACAGUUGCCACAGUGAAAACACUUUGCCAUGGCUAGAAAGAGUUUGUAUCGCCAAGAAUAUAAAAUUAGUAAUUCCUACAAACGACGUGGUGCGAUACAAAAUGUCAUUGAAAAUAAACUCUUUUAUUGAUUACACCAGCGACAAGUUGUUCAAGAUGUUGCGCCUCUACAAUGAAGGUUUGGCGACGGAGAAUUGGGUAGAACUAAACGUAAAUAAAAGUAGCGAUUCGCUAACAUUUAUUGUAGAAUUAGACGAUAAAUCUUUAAAGUAUAUAAAAGAGUCGAAUUUCUUGUUGUUCGCGGGUAUAGAUCAAGUACAGUUCCACCCUGUAUGGAACUAAUAACAUUUAGUAUUGUAAUCGUUACUAUAGUUAAGGGUCGAUCGCUUAUUGAAAGUGGACCAUAAACUAUUUCGUUUCCUUGUUAUUUCGUAGGACCAUGUUCAUGGUAAAACUAUUCUGCUGGUUUACAAAGUAACUGGAUUACAUUUUACAAGUAGAUUCUUGACUGCAGUAAAAUUUUAAAUCAUGUAUAUUUGGAAAAAAAAUUAUUGUUCAUUACAUCAGUAAUGAUAUUAAAAUGACAAUAUUUAUGAGCUACCUACAUAUAUGUAUGUGUGAGUAGACUAUAGAAUUAAUAAUCGUAUCAUAUUAUUCCAUUACUUACCCAUAAAAUAACCUUCCAGCAAGUUUUUGCUUUUAUUAUUAUCAACAGCUUGACGACCAAAGUGAUACCCUACAGUUGUGGAUGUAAACUUUACAUGCGUCUGACAAAUUACAUUAAUAAACACGAAUUACAUAUCAAAAACAUUAUGUUUUGAAAAAUGUUUACAUUCGAUAUUGAUAAUCUUUUUAAAAAGUUUAAAAAAUAACUUAUAUUUUAUAAUUGUGCUAAUUAUUCUUCCCAAAUUGACUAAAUUAAUAAUUAAAAAAAUAUCAUUAGACUGAGACAGGUGAAACUAUAGGGACGUCACACAACUACCAGACAUGCUAACUGUUUUGCAAGACGGAAGUGGAAUAUAAAGGAGUAUGUACAAAUCAAAUGGUUAUUUCUAAGAAAUUAAUCAAUCAAUUUAAAAUUAUUUUUUAAGAAAAAAGUACGAGGAAAUUGCACAAACACACCAAUCCGUUUCAAAGAAUUAUUAUUUACCUCAUAUUACUUAUGAAAGGGGCCUUUCAAUCACCUAUCGACCCUUAUCGAUGUCUUUAUAAGGUAUAUUAAAUGUGAUUAUAUAUACAAUAUACACUUUAAGUGAUGGUAGAUUAAAUCUCAAAAUGCUAGCAUCUAAGUUAUUUCACGUAUUAUUAUAAAUUAUAUUUCUGUGAUUAUCAAUGACUGUAAAAACUCUAUUUUUUUUUCAAAACAAUAAUAUUGUGGUUCUAUUUAGUUAGUAGUUUUUAAAAUAAUUACUUCAAAAUGUUACCAUGCUUGAAAAGCGGAAAGACUAAAUUAAAAUGUUAUAUGUGUGAUAAUUUUAAUGUUUGUCUUGAAUAUGAUGUAACGGGAUUCUGGUUAUUUAAUAAGUUGUGUACAUUUUGGUGAAUGCUAUUGGUAUGAAGGAGUGAUUGUGUUUUGGUAUAAGUGGACCAGAAGGUCGAGCUUCGUGUAGUCAAACAAGUGAUAAAUCUUUUUUGAUAAAGAUUUUUUAUGCCUAAGGGAAAGAUCUCAACAAACGAGUGUAAUUGUAUAGAAUAUCAGAACUACCAAAUAUGUCAGUACUGUUGAACCGUAAUCUGGUGGUAGUCAAAAAACGCGCAGGCAAACUUAUCCCUGCUUAAAUGAAACAAUAUCGCACACCAACUUUUGUUUUAAUUGAUAUGCACCUAUAUUGAUUAAUUAUUACCAAACUUCUAUAGGACAUGACAAAUAGUUACUAAACAGAAUAGUUUUGAAAAGAAAAGGCUAGAUUUUCACGAAAGUGUUACAUACCCUUGUAACUCAACUCAAAAAAUAACAUUGUUUUGCGCAUAUUUUGACAAUCAUCCAAUUAACUUCAUGAUCAUCAUCAUCAGCCACCAUGCAAUUUAUUAUUUGGCACAAAUUUAUUACUAAGCCGUCUAUUAUUUUAAAUAACGCGGUAUAUUUCGUGCAUCCUUAUAAAUCAGUGUUAUAAAUGUAUUAAUCUGAUCUAUUUGCGAGAAAAAAGCAGAACCACUGAGUAGUGUUUUAUGUCUACUUUAAAUAAAUAUUCUUUGUGAAUACAUUUACAAGUAAUAUUAAAAUUACAAAAUUAACAAUAUAUUACUCUACAUUUUUAUAUUUAUUAGAAAAUGUAUUACUUUUCACAAUAUAUUUCAGGUUAUAAAAUAUUUUGCAUUUUAAAUUAAAUGUGUAGUUUUAUAGACUCAAGUAUAGUUGGUUAUAUUACCAGUGAUCUUUGUGAAAUGUUUUACAAAAUAAGUUGUAAUAAUAAAUAUUCAAUAUGACAUAAUAAUGCAUAAAGCAUGCAUACUAAAAUAAGUAAUUUGUUUUAAAUAAAAAUUGUUAAUCAAAGUUCUUGCCAUUGGUGAACACGAGAUCGAAUUUCGCAUGAAUAUUGCCGCCGAUCCCGGCGAACAUUGGUAAUGUAACCGAACACAAGUAACUGUACUCAGUAUAAGGUAUAAUCAGUCAUAGUUGUUUCAAAUACUAUUUUUAUUGUGUAUACGAUAUAUACAGUAUUGUAAACUACAAAAUAAAAGUUUUCAAAAUCA